Messenger RNA from Trypanosoma brucei brucei TREU927, 1095 nucleotides. Its product is annotated as peter pan protein, putative. The record is from RefSeq and is a predicted model, not a curated record. NCBI's taxonomy places the organism in Eukaryota, Euglenozoa, Kinetoplastea, Trypanosomatida, Trypanosomatidae. The transcript has a single exon. Gene Ontology annotation, biological process: ribosomal large subunit assembly; rRNA processing. Gene Ontology annotation, cellular component: preribosome, large subunit precursor. Bases 1 to 1095 code for a protein of 364 amino acids. Gene Ontology annotation, molecular function: rRNA binding.
AUGGGGAAAUCUAAAAAGAUGCCGGGGACAGUGGACACCACUGAGGCAGACAAGGCAACACCAAAGUCUAUUAUUAUCUACAGAGGUGAGGUAGGAGGAAGCGUUCGUUCGCUCAUGCAUGAUUGGCGAGCCGUAUUCCUCCCAUGGAGUAGUAAAAAGCUCCGCGGGGAGAACCGUUCUCUCAAGGAUUUUCUUGUUAUUGCCUCAUCACUUAGCGUCUCGCACUUGCAGUUAUUCACCGCUCCAUCGUAUGGCACAUCCCUUCGUAUCAUGCGCUUCUCAAAUGGUCCGACGUUAACGUUUCGCGUGCUUUCCUUUACUCUCAGAGAUGAGAUUGUGGCAAAACAGCGACGACCCGCAAACCUCGGCAAUGCGGUGUGGAAUGUAGCCCCAAUUGUUGUGUUGAACAACUUCACUCACCCCGAUGCGCGGCUCCGGCCUGAGGUACCACUGCUUGAGACAACAUUUAAGGGGAUGUUCCCAACGGUUAAUAUUCAACUCGUGAAGAACACGGAUAUUCAACGUGUUUGCCUAUUUCACUACGAUCAUGUGGAGCACGUUGUGGAAGUCCGCCACUAUUAUAUCAAUGCUAAGGCUGUUGGUGUAAGUAAAACGGUGAAGAAGCUUCUUGAGCGCCGGUGCCCGACGAAGCUUGGGCAGUUAGAGUCCAUAGACGAAGUUCUAGAGCGCGAGGAUGUUUGGUCUGACACUGAUGGUGAGGGCGAGGAAGUUCCGCUGGCAGUGCCAUUUCGAAAGCAUCGUGAACAAUGUCGCAUUAAGCUUCAGGAAAUUGGGCCUCGCCUCACGUUACAGCUGGUGAAGGUGACAAAUGGAUUCGCGACGGGCGAGGUUUUGUUUCACAGGUUUUUGAGAAAGUCUGCGGAAUUGGUCGCACGGGAUGAGGCAAGGGUUCGCGCCAAGCGCAACGAGCGAGCGAAGCGGAAGGCAGAGCAGGAUGAAAACGUUGCACGGAAGAAAAGCAAGCGAGAGGAACGACUUCAGGCAAAACGACAGCGGCGAGAAGAGGCAAUGAGGCAGCAGGUGGAAAAUCCACUGGAGGUUGCAGACGGCGGCUACGGAGCUGAUAUGGACUAA